This is a messenger RNA of Melanotaenia boesemani (Boeseman's rainbowfish), 2267 nucleotides long. RefSeq names its product poliovirus receptor homolog. Lineage: Eukaryota; Metazoa; Chordata; Actinopteri; Atheriniformes; Melanotaeniidae. The transcript is spliced from 8 exons. Gene Ontology annotation, biological process: heterophilic cell-cell adhesion; homophilic cell-cell adhesion. The record is from RefSeq and is a predicted model, not a curated record. The coding region runs from base 34 to 1173 and encodes 379 amino acids. Gene Ontology annotation, cellular component: adherens junction.
UGUAUUUAUCUCGUGUUUCCUCGUGGUUUUACAAUGUUACACAUUUUGAUUCUACUACGUCUCCUCCUGUCGAGCAUACAAAUCCAAGCACAAGAUGGAAGUUCAGCGAAGCACCUUGGAGAUACAGCAACUUUACCCUGCAAACAGCCCGACACCAGUGAUACCCUCACUCAGAUCUCAUGGCAGAGGAUAACGAGAGGGAAACCCCAUGUUGACAAUUUCUACACAAUUGACGACGAUGGACCUCGUUUUAUAAAUGGAGACGAUAACCGCUUUACAUUUGUUGGGGAUUUCCGUGGCAAAGAUGGAACGCUCCAGUUAUCCAGUGUAACACUGAUGGAUGAAGGAAACUACACAUGCAUCAUCACUUUGUUCCCCAGUGGAAAUCAGAGACAAGUAGUACCUCUUAGAUUGCUUGUGCCUCCAUCCACAAGCCUGGAGAAUAAUCCAGUUAUGUCGGGAGAUAAAGAAGUUCUUAUUUCAAACUGCACAGCGGCAGGUUCCAAACCACCUGCUGAUGUGAGGUGGAAGACCAACACUUUGGGCCAAAAACUGAGAGUGACGAACAGCUCCACUCAGCAUGAGAACGGGACGACCACCACAGUGAGCUCACUGUUUGGAAAACCUACCAAAGAAAUCAACGGUGGUUUGGUCCAGUGUGUCGUCACUGCUGAAGCCCUGAGAGAAGAAAGAACACUGCCCUUAAAAAUACAGGUCCACUUUUCACCUACUGAAGUGAUCAUUAGUGAAACCGGCAAGGAUUCAUUUGAGUGCAAGUCUGAAGCCAACCCGAAUGCCAUCAUCACCUGGAGCAGAUCUGGCCAGUCUCGGCCGCCAUCAGCCAGAGUUGAUGGUGCAGUGCUGCAGUUUACGAGCAUGACUUCUGACCUAACUGGCCUGUAUCAGUGUGAAGCAAGUAACCCGUAUGGAAGAAAAGAGGGUUUUUUAUAUAUCCAUGUCUCCUCUGGAGGCAGUAACGCUGGUUGGGUUUUAUUUGCCCUUCUGCUUGCUGUGCUUCUCAUUGGGGCAGGAGUGUGGAAACUCAGGCAAUCUGAGAAAUGGCGAAGUUGUCUUCCUGGAAGAGAAGAGCCACAGGGAGACCCAAACCCUUCUUCACCUGAACAACCUGGCCCACAUGAGGAUGACCCACUAAAUGAAGAAAGAUCUCUUUAACACCAUGGAGAUGGAAAUUGAAGAAUAAUAAAAAUCUGCAGAUUUCAUCUUCCAGGAGAUGCAAGACAUUAAAAAACAGGUUAAAACCAAUAAAACAAGCAAAAGUGAACAUUACUUGAAAACACGGAAACAUCAAACUGUAUGGACAGCCGGAAACUGUCUCCAAUGAAGAAAUCAAUGAGUGCAUUUACUGUAACUAAGACAAGACCUUUUAUGUUGAUUACAUUUUAUCUUUUGUUUUUGAAACUUUGAACAAAUAUGCUCUUGUGUAAUCUUGACAAAGAUAACUGGGGCAGCUGUAGCUCAGGUGGCAGAGCAUUUGUUUUUCAACCGGAAGGUUGAUGGAUUUCCAUGACUACAUGUUGAAGUAUCCUUGGGCAAGACACUUAAUCCCACAUUGCCUCCCGAUGUGCCUCUAUUGGGAUGUAAAUGGGUGAAUGUGAUAUGUAGUGUAACAUGCUUUGAGUGGUCAAGCUGACUCGACAAGCGCUUCAAAAGUACAGUCCAGUCCAUUUUUACCAUUUAUAAUCUGAUCAUGAUCCAUCUGGCUGUAUUAUGACCAGCAGAUUUUACAGCUGUGCCAGCCUCAGCUAAUAAUGAAAAUAAUAUAAAAUAAAUGCAAACAAAAGCCGAUCAAAUGGAAACAGGCUACAUCCUGCUAGUUUCGUCCUCCUCAGCACAAGCACCUGGAGAGGGAGGGGGAGGAGGAGAGAGAGUUUAACAGUGCAGAGCGACUGGAGCAACAUUUGUACAAAAGUUUAUUUAAAAAAAAAAACAGUACAGAAUAAAACCAAAACAUUUUGAUGUGAUCAGCAUGAUGAUCAAAGCCCAUAAGGAAUGGUGACUGCAAAACGGUGACUGGUGAUAUCUCAACACCUGCAUUAUUUCACAUUCAGUAAGUAGUCUUCUGAAUCAAGUGUUUUUUUUCUUUUUGUUUUUUUCAAAAAUGAAGGUUUUAAUCUUUGUGUUAAUGUCAUGAACUGUACAGUUAGCUGCAGCCGCAAUCAACUAAUUAUUUGCUGAUGUGUUUUUUAAUUUCAUUAAUUUUAUUCUGCAUGUCAUCUUAACAAUAAAAAGGGUAUUAAGUUAAUAAA